This is a messenger RNA of Xylaria bambusicola, 915 nucleotides long. RefSeq lists its product as uncharacterized. Lineage: Eukaryota; Fungi; Ascomycota; Sordariomycetes; Xylariales; Xylariaceae. The record is from RefSeq and is a predicted model, not a curated record. The transcript is spliced from 3 exons. The coding region runs from base 356 to 685 and encodes 109 amino acids.
GCGUAUUAAAAAGUCAAUGCUCCCAACCAAAUUCGUCUAUCUAUCUGCUACAAUGGAUCAAUCUCACGUCCCACUCAGCCUAGAUGACCAAAUCACAGUAGCUACCAGAGCAACACCUGAAGCGAUUCAGAAUCAAAUCUCCAAAAUCCGAGAGGGACUGGGCAACCUAGCUCAAUCCCGUCAUAAAUUAGACCAACUUCAGCGACAAAUUCGCCAAUUCAGACAAGAAUUAGAUAAGCUUGAACAAAGUAUUGCCGAUUCGCAGCGGAAACUGAACAGCUUCAAAACCACCAACGCAUCCUAGAGCUCCUGAAAUUCAAACUUUUGGAACUACUCUGGUUUCAUACUUACCACUAUGCCUACAGGGAGCUUGAAAGAUCAGCUGCCGCAACAUUUUUCUCUAUUCAUCUCUCACCUUACUUUGGGCCUCAUCCUUCUCUCUACGCCUAAUAUACUACAUCGACAAUGGGACUGGCUCGUCAUCGAUGGUCUCGGCGCUUCAUACCACCUUCGCCUGGCUGCAGAGUCAUUUGCAAUAAUCCUCUUGGGCCUUGCGAUUUUUGGUUCCGCCAUCCUACUCGGCGUGCUUCCGGCACUGGUACUCAUCACCAUUGCCCAUGUACUUUGCUGCUUGCCAUGUUCACUACUCAUCUUCUCGUUGGUACUAGCAGGGAUAGGUGCAUAGGCUACAACACAAAGGAAAUUUGCGUAUGACAGGUAUUAUUGGUAUGGUGGCGGGGGAGGGGGUUAUUCAGUCAGUUGCUUGAUUAUUUGUCGUUCUAUAGGGGUAUAUGUACAGUGUAUCUUGUAGGAUACACUCAGCUCUAUUCUUGCUCAUGGUCCUCGCGCGCUAUUUCUUUCCAUCUACGCUAGAUGAAGCACUGUGUUCCUCCAGCCUUCUUUCUGUAUGCAGGC